AUGGGAACCGUGCUGAGCAUCAGCCCCAAAGACCGCAAGUCCGUGUACCCGGCCAUGGCCAGCAGCGCCAGCGCGGCCGAGUUCACACUCAGCAGCUUCACAUACGAGCAGUUGACCAAGCGCCGGCACGCCGACGUCAUGGCCGGCCGUAGCAUAUCCAUGAUGCUGCCGGCCAAUAUAAACAUAAACACCAUCAACAACAACAUCAUCAACAACAACAACAAUCACAACAAUCACCACCACAACAAUAACAACUCGGAGAACAACUGUAAGACGGCGACGACAGGUGGCGAACCGCAUCAGCAGCAGCAGCAGAGAGGCACGCUGGAAAAGAGCUUGAAAAAACAUUCGGCCUUGAUCAACGCUCUCAGCUGGAAGCGGUUCAGCACGUCUCAAAACAAAAAGAAGCUGGACAAUGGUGGCACAGCCGGAGUCGGCGGUGUCAAAUCCAAGCAACUGUUGGGAGGUCGGCAACCGUUGGUGGACACCAACGCCAACGUCGACUGUGUUGGCCGGUCUAAUGGCGUCCGCCGGUCGGCCACCACGACUGGGCUGGACGUGGCCAACAACAACAGUGGCGGCGUCGACAAACUGGUGCCCAGGGCCACGCUGGUGCCGUCGCACACGUGCCACAACCUUGUGCCCCGGAAAACCAUCAUACAGGCAAGCACGUCCGAGCUGCUCAAGUGCCUGGGCAUCUACUUGCACCACAAGUGCUACAAGCUCAACGAUUUCCAGGCCGGCGACGCGGUCAUGUGGUUAAGGACGGUGGACAGGAGUCUACUAAUACAGGGAUGGCAGGACGUGCCGUUCAUAAACCCGGCAAACGUGGUGUUCGUUUACAUGCUGGUCCGAGAGCUGGUCGACGAGCGUGUGGCCACGGAACCGGAACUCCAAGCCGUGGUGCUCACGUGCUUGUACUUGGCGUACUCGUACAUGGGCAACGAGAUAUCGUAUCCACUGAAACCGUUCCUGGUCGAGGACAGCCGGGACGCGUUCUGGGACCGGUGCCUGGGCAUCGUCCGCGCCAUGUCGGCCAAGAUGUUGCGUAUCAACGCCGAGCCCGCGUACUUCACGGAGAUCUUCAGCGAGCUCAAGGCUUGCGGCACGCUCAACUCGGUGUUGCAGACGGCGUGA
Messenger RNA from Macrosiphum euphorbiae (potato aphid), 1137 nucleotides. NCBI's taxonomy places the organism in Eukaryota, Metazoa, Arthropoda, Insecta, Hemiptera, Aphididae. The record is from the annotation of a GenBank genome assembly.